AUGGCAAAUUCAACAGAGACUAAUGAACUUCUCAGAAACCUAACAGACUUGACUGAUGCCGAAAGAGGGAGUCCUUACAAAACAGUCGAAGUGGUCUUCAUUGUAAUUGUGACAGGAUCUUUAAGUUUGGUGACCAUUAUUGGAAACAUUCUGGUUAUUGUUUCUAUCAAAGUAAACAGGCAUCUACAAACUAUCAACAACUACUUUAUUUUCAGCUUGGCCUGUUCUGAUUUGAUUAUUGGUGUAUCUAUGAAUCUAUACGCCAUCUCCACUCUAAUUGGACACUGGCCAUUGGGCCCAGUGGUUUGUGAUUUAUGGCUUGCUCUAGAUUAUGUUGUCAGUAACGCCUCUUCUAUGAACCUCCUGAUCAUCAGCUUUGACCGCUACUUCUGUGUGACAAAACCGCUCAGCUACCCUGUGAAGAGAACAGUGAAGGUGGCAGGGAUGAUGAUCGCAGCUGUUUGGGUGAUGUCCUUUAUCCUGUGGGCACCUGUCAUUCUGUCCUGGCAGUUCAUCGUAGGGGAGUGGACAGUUAGUGAGGGAGACUGUUUUAUUCAAUUCUUCUCAAAUCCAGCUGUCACUUCUGGCACUGCUAUAGCUGCCUUCUAUCUCCCUGUUAUUAUCAUGAUGAUUUUGUAUGUGCAAAUAUCUCGUGCUAGCAAGAGUUGUGUAAAGGAGGAUAAAAAGGAGAUUGAAUCAAGCAAGUACACCUUUUUACCCAGUCUAGUGAAGGGCAAAAUAAUGAAACAGAAUAAUAACUACAUAUCGAAUGCUCCUGCUGAUUUACCGCAUGUCAAAAUAACUGGUGAAAUAAUGAUUGAUAAUUGUGACCAAGGAGAGGAGAAGGAGCUCUCCAAUGAGUCAAUGUCCAUCAGUGUGGACCCAUCAAACCAGAAUGAGGAAGGGACGAUACAAGAGAGCACAAACGUCUCUAUUACACAAAGCUGUUUCAGGAUGGACAACCCCAAACUCUGGUGUAUAAAGGUAGUCAGCAAAUCUCAUAAAAGUGAUGACUGUGGCACCGAGACAGGAAUAGUGCCAGGUGCCAGCAGCAAGGAUGGGAGUGACCGAGAGAUCAGAGCGGGCAAUAGGAUCACUACAAUGACCAAUACUCCUGCUAAGAAGAGGAAGGGAGUUGUAUCCCGAGAGACGAAGGUAACUAAGACCAUCCUGGCUAUUCUCCUGGCAUUUAUCAUCACAUGGAGCCCUUACAAUGUCAUGGUGCUAAUUGACACAUUCUGUUCAACCUGUAUCCCCAACACAUUCUGGACUAUUGGAUGCUGGAUCUUUUACAUCAACAUUACUGUCAACCCAGCCUGCUACACAUUGUGUAAUAAUACCUUCAAGAAAACCUUCAAGAAUCUUCUCCUGUGUCAGUACAAGAACAUUGGUACAACAAGAUAA
Molecule: messenger RNA, 1404 nt
Organism: Carcharodon carcharias (great white shark)
Lineage: Eukaryota; Metazoa; Chordata; Chondrichthyes; Lamniformes; Lamnidae
Product: muscarinic acetylcholine receptor M2-like
Exons: 1
Coding region: 1-1404 (467 amino acids)
Biological process (GO): regulation of smooth muscle contraction; G protein-coupled receptor signaling pathway, coupled to cyclic nucleotide second messenger; adenylate cyclase-inhibiting G protein-coupled acetylcholine receptor signaling pathway
Cellular component (GO): synapse; dendrite; plasma membrane
Molecular function (GO): G protein-coupled serotonin receptor activity; G protein-coupled acetylcholine receptor activity
Source: RefSeq, a predicted model, not a curated record